Messenger RNA from Mesocricetus auratus (golden hamster), 1404 nucleotides. RefSeq names its product rab9 effector protein with kelch motifs-like. Lineage: Eukaryota; Metazoa; Chordata; Mammalia; Rodentia; Cricetidae. Bases 275 to 1384 code for a protein of 369 amino acids. The record is from RefSeq and is a predicted model, not a curated record. Gene Ontology annotation, molecular function: protein binding. The transcript has a single exon.
CUUCCUCUCACGAAGUGUGCCUUAGCUGGGUGGAAGGGACCGUGUCCCUGGUCUCCGCCCGGCCGCAUUAGCGGAAAGCAGGCAGCCAUUACUCCCCGAUCCUGGCUUCUUCGCGGAGAUGUGGCCGGGGGAGAAGAUGUAAAGGAGGUGGCUCUUGCGAAGCCGGCCCCUCUGAGCUCUGACCUUGUGGUCAGUAGCCUAGGCCGUAGGUGGACCUCACCGGUGCAUCUCUUCUUUAACUCCCCUACUUCUCUCCGCGGGCCCAUUGGGCAUCAUGAAGCAGCUACCAGUCUUGGAGCCUGGAGACAAGCCCAGGAAAGCUACAUGGUACACCUUGACUCGCCCUGGAGACAAACCCUGCCCUCGAGUUGGCCACAGCUGCUCCUAUUUACCCCCAAUUGGUGAUGCCAAGAGAGGGAAGGUCUUCAUCGUAGGGGGAGCAAAUCCAAACCAAAGCUUCUCAGAUGUGCACAUCAUGGAUUUGGGAACACAGCAGUGGGACACGGCCACCACGGAAGGUCUGUUGCCUCGGUAUGAGCACGCCAGCUUCAUCCCCUCCUGCACCCCUCACAGCAUCUGGGUGUUUGGGGGUGCGGACCAGUCAGGAAAUCGAAACUGUCUACAAGUCUUGGAUCCUGAAACCAGAACUUGGACCACACCAGAAGUGAGCAGCUCCCCGCCAUCCCCAAGAACAUUCCACACAUCAUCAGCAGCCAUUGGAGACCAGCUAUAUGUCUUUGGAGGAGGAGAGAGAGGUGCCCAGCCUGUGCAGGACGUGAAGUUGCAUGUAUUUGACGCAAACACUUUGAUGUGGUCUCAGCCAGAGACACAUGGAAGUCCUCCAUCUGCUCGGCAUGGCCAUGUGAUGGUGGCAACUGGUACAAAACUCUUCAUCCAUGGAGGCUUGUCAGGGGACAAGUUCUUUGAUGAUCUCCAUUGCAUUGAUAUAAGUAACAUGAAAUGGCAGAAGCUUAGUCCCACAGGGGCUGUUCCAGCGGCCUGCGCUGCCCAUGCUGCUGUGGCUGUGGGAAAACAUGUGUAUGUGUUUGGAGGAAUGACUCCCACUGGAGCACUGAACACGAUGUACAAGUAUCACACAGAAAAGCAGCAUUGGACCUCCCUUCAGUUUGGUCCUUUCCUACCUCCUGGACGACUGGACCACUCCAUGUGUGUCAUCCCAUGGCCAGUGCCGUCCACCUCUGAGAAUGAAGACUCGGAUUCUGUCAUUCUCAACUGUGAAGCUGAGAGAACGGGUGCUGCUGGCGUACACGUGGCUCAGGGUGGUGAGGAAAGUCAGACUAACAUGUCGCUCUGUUUCGUGUUCGGUGGGAUGAAUACCGAAGGGGAGAUCUAUGACGACUGCAUUGUGACUGUAGUUGACUAAUAAAGCCCACAUUUUUAUUA